UUAGAAAAACAAUACACAAAUCACACUUCGCAUUGGUCCGGCCAAGGUAAUAUUUUGCUACGUUAUUUUGUAUUUCCUAUCACGAACACGCAAGUGAGCUUAUAUAAAGAGAGUAUUACCUAAAGCAAAGAUCGAAAUUCACAGAGUGUCAGCCGCUAAGCUAAAGAUGUUUUCGAAGUCUCGUUUUUUGGCCGCUUUCGUCCUGAGUAUGUGCGUAUUCCUCUCAGGUCUUCACGUCAAAGGAACAAAUGCAGCGACAAUUCGCCAAGCCGUGACAACGGUCCCCCCCAGUACAACCCAGGCUGUGACGAGAAAUACUACAGCUAACUCCACCACAACUGAAGCUUGUGCAGACGAGAACAGGAGUUGUUCACGGUGGUUCAAAUUUGGCUACUGCUACAAUGGUUACGUUUUUGGUUACAUGAGAAAAGUCUGUAAAAAAACCUGUGGCUUUUGUGGACACAUGACCGCAGAAUGUCGUGACAAGUAUUAUUACUGUCCCACUUGGGUCAGACGCAGACCAUCCGCCUGUACGAUGACAUUUUAUCAGAUAAGAUGUCCAUAUACCUGCGACGCCUGUGAAGAAUGAAGGGAAGCUUUGGUAGCUCGAGAACAACGAGAAUCUUAGGCUUACAAGCGAAGCCUGUUGUUCACGUUGUUUGAAGGUUUCCGACCGAAAGUUCUACUGAUUUUAUCUACUUUUAACAUAGACUUCAUGCAGUUUUAGACUUUUAGCUGGAUGGUAAACAGAAUAGAAUAUUAUAAGAAAAUAUUACAAGCCGAUGUUUAAAUAUUACGUCAAUCAUGUAGAGGUAAAAAGGAGGUGGGGUAGACAAAUUCCCCACUCCCCCUGAACCCCGGUGCUCCGUGGUCCAGGCAAAAUAGAGGACAAGUCAUAUAAUUCUGGUAAAUGUAUUGGAACUGACCUAUUUUUCUAUUAUUCUCUGACCCGUUUCAUUUUCACGAAACUUCCUUCGAAUAUCAAGUACUGAUAAAGCACUCGUUGUAAAGUGUGAUCUGUAAUGUAAAAUAAAAUUUUAGCAAC
This is a messenger RNA of Dendronephthya gigantea, 1045 nucleotides long. RefSeq lists its product as uncharacterized. The coding region runs from base 167 to 589 and encodes 140 amino acids. The record is from RefSeq and is a predicted model, not a curated record. The transcript has 4 exons. Lineage: Eukaryota; Metazoa; Cnidaria; Anthozoa; Malacalcyonacea; Nephtheidae.